Messenger RNA from Zasmidium cellare ATCC 36951, 618 nucleotides. RefSeq lists its product as uncharacterized. The record is from RefSeq and is a predicted model, not a curated record. The coding region runs from base 1 to 618 and encodes 205 amino acids. The transcript is spliced from 2 exons. NCBI's taxonomy places the organism in Eukaryota, Fungi, Ascomycota, Dothideomycetes, Mycosphaerellales, Mycosphaerellaceae.
AUGUACACAAACUUUCGUGUGAUGAACCUACACUGCGUUCCGAAGGACCUGUCGCGAUUCACCGUGUCCGCCACCACGUCAUCUUCAUCCUCCAAAAACACCCCCUGCUACCUCACUCCCCUUGACGUCGACCCCAACAGCCGCGCAACCUGCACCGACCUCAUCUACCGCAGCGCCGCGACCCACACUCUCCACCGAGGCCAAAGCCGGCAUUGCAACCACUGGAAUCUUCAGCGCACUUGUCGUGUUUCUUCCCAAAAUCGACAUAAUCUGGCCAAGAAGAAGGCGCCCUCGAACACGUCCUUCCGCCACGGACCCCACGGGAGAAAGCCAGAACUUCCAGGCGAAAGGAUCGAGCAUCACCAUCUUGCAUCAGCGAUCAUCCACGAGCUUGAUUGGCAGCCCAAACCCAAUGAAACCAAGUCUCGUGCUGCGCCGAUGGACAAGGAAGUGGAAUGGGUGGGUUGGGAAGCCCCAGCCUUGGUGGAGGUCGAUAUGAGUCGGCCGCCGGCUGCAUCGACGAAUGGUGGCAAUGACCAUCAUGAUAGACUGCCGCAGUUGGCGAGGCAACCCCAGGCCCAGGGUCGAGUCCGCAUUCGCCCCAGCAGCGCGAACUGA